This is a messenger RNA of Sesamum indicum (sesame), 2473 nucleotides long. RefSeq lists its product as uncharacterized. Lineage: Eukaryota; Viridiplantae; Streptophyta; Magnoliopsida; Lamiales; Pedaliaceae. The record is from RefSeq and is a predicted model, not a curated record.
UGCAUCCUUUCAUAUUCCCUUUGCUCCGCUCAAAAAUCAAAAUUCCUCACGACCGCUGAGCUGUAAACACUAGACGGCCAAACCUGACGCGCGGACUCCUCCAAAGUUACAGCACCACCGGCGCUUGCUCCACAGGACCGGCAGGGAAUGCUUGGGAUAUCAGAAUCUAAGGCUGAUUCGCUUCAUCUCUCGUCUUUCAGCCCGCCCCAACUCAAGAUUCGCAAUGGGUAUGCUGGUUUGUUUGAAUUUAACUGGUUUGGGGCCUGGAGGAUGAUGCUUUGACUUGGGUUUGGGGUGGCGGGGUUGGCCCCAUGUGUGCUGGGUGCAUGGGGUGAAAUGGGGACGCAAAUGCCGAUGUAUCUGUUUGUGGUGGUCCAUCAAGCUCUGCGUGUAUGUCAUAAUGCAUUGUGGUCUGAGUUUGUAUUGGGCUGUAGCAGCGGCAUCGGUGCUAGCACGGUCCUGGUUACUCGAAUUGAAAUUUCGUUUUUGUAUUUGAUACAAGCAACGAAUCGGCCUCCAAGCUAAUACUAAAUUUUCUGGAAGAGAAGGAUGUCCAGAGAACCAGGGGGAAAGGGGAAGAAAAAUGUCAGAGCUUUUUUGAGUGAAGGCAUAGAGGAUGCACAACAAAAUUCAGUUUUUGGAAUAUAUUCUGAGGUAGAAAUGAUAGCUCGGCUUAAACAACUUGCUCUGGAUCCUUGUAAACCGCAGUUUGCAUGGGAUAAUUUACAGCAAUUGCAAACUCAGAUUCUUAGAGUCAGAAAGAUUAUGGUCCUUGAAGAUUCUCACAUUCCUUGGAGGAAACGGAAACUUGAGCAGUUUGUCAAGGAUAAGCUGAGAGCUCCAUCUGGCUUUGCUAUGCCCAAGCAACAAAAUAGAAUAACACUGCAGAGGCAGUUAUCCCAUGCCUCAUCAGUUUCAUGCUUGCUUGAUUCAAUUGCCUCUACUGAAUCUGAUUACAAGAGAACUCCAUUCAACUCUCUUAGUGUGAGCAGUUUAUUGACGUUUGACGAUACUUUACCUGAAAAACAUGCAUCAGAAAGUUCCUUCAUGGAUAAUAUGGUACAUUGGAAUUGUCCCAGCAAAGAUGUAUCUUUGAUGGCAGAUUCUGAUGAAUCUGUAAAUGGUUCAAACUCUUCUAGCCAAGAGAAGCAACAUCCUAAUAAGGCACCAUCCAUAGAAAUUAAUAAUGAAAUUCACUAUUUGAGCUCGUGGACGUUGGAUGGACCAAGCAGGAGACACCGUGACCAAACUCUCCUCUCAAUCAGGUUGCAGAAUAUCAUUGGAGACCAUCUACAAAGAAAGGCUAUUCCAAUUGGGCCCCGAUUCCAGGCCGAUGUCCCUGCGUGGAGUAACACAGUGAACAUAACUAUUCUUAUCAAUACAUAUAAUAGUGAUUCUGAUAAUGCCAAGUGGUUGGGGACCCGAAUUUGGCCAAUUGAAACUGGAAAUAUGAAAACUACUGCAAGAACAAUUGGAAAAGGGAGGCAAAAAAUUUGCUGCUGUGUAUCUCCGGGAUCUGUUGAUUGCAUUAGACGACACAUACUUGAGAAAAGGCUACUUCUGCAGAGUGAUCUUGGUCCUGCUUUCUUUAGUUGGAAGUUUGAUGAGAUGGGUGAGCAAGUUUCAAAGUCAUGGACGCUGAAAGAGCAACAAACUUUUGAGUCACUAGUGCAAAUGAGAUCAUCAUGCAAGGGCAAGAACUUUUUGAAGCAGGCCUUGAAGUGUUUUUCCAAAAAAUGUAGGAAUGACGUUGUCAAUUAUUACUUUAAUGUUUGUAUUCUGAGGAGAAUGAGCGUGCAGGCAAGAUCUUCUUCUGUGAACCGAAUUGAUACUGAUGAUGAGGAGGAAGAAGUCAAUUACAUGGGUAUGCAGAAAAGAUCUGAAUGCAGGACCCUUGUCAGGACUAAUAAAUAUGUAAGGGCUCAAUAAUCUUUUUCGGGCUUCUCAGCAGUUAAGUUUGCGUAAGCUCACAGCAAUCCAUGAGUCCCUUGAGAAGUUGAGAGUGAACAAAAUGAUGGUAAUCUCAAAUCAUUUCACGGUUCAGGCUAAAAUGACUAUCACAUCAGCAUCUGGGAAAGAGGAAGUUCAUCCAUUGCUAAUGUUGAAUCUGGGUCUACCUGUAAUGAGCUGAGCUGCAUCAAGGAUUGGCAGCACUGUUCUGUUCUCGAGGCAAGUAACAGGGAGAAGGGGCAAGUAUCGCCAUGCAUUUGGUAAGUUGUCGUGAUGCAACGAUAAUAUGUCAAUGUUUGGAGCAUGCAGGUUGAGGAAGGCAUUUUGGUGUUAAGAUGCUAACUUUGGCCAAGUACAGUUUGUGCCUUUGUUCAUAUUUCAGAAAUCCACUCUGUCAUAAUUCAAACAUUUUCAAACUCACCCCAAGCUACUAUGAAACAAAACUAAAAAGGGUUCUGAAGUGCAUCAACUUUUUGACAAGAGGGCACUUUGAGAGAAGAAACAAAAGAAGAUAAUUGCCUCA